Messenger RNA from Hibiscus syriacus, 857 nucleotides. Its product is annotated as cyclin-dependent protein kinase inhibitor SMR6-like. Gene Ontology annotation, biological process: regulation of DNA endoreduplication. The record is from RefSeq and is a predicted model, not a curated record. Bases 304 to 642 code for a protein of 112 amino acids. NCBI's taxonomy places the organism in Eukaryota, Viridiplantae, Streptophyta, Magnoliopsida, Malvales, Malvaceae. The transcript has a single exon.
UUUAUUCUGUAAACCGUUAUAUAAUUGUGCUUAUUUAAAGCCCUUUGUAUUUGGCUGCAAAACAUUUUAGCUUCUCUCUCAUUUUUCCACAGUUCAGGGCCUUCACUUUCUUGCUAACCAAACGCUCUCUAUUCCUUUCCAUUUCCGCCACUUUCCUCCUGCUUUCCUCUUGAUUCUCUCCACAAAAGGAAAAGAAAAGAUAUUAAAAAAAACCAUAUUCUUUUAUUCCUCCUGCUUUAUUCCAUCAUUCCUUCCAGGAUAUCUAUAAUUGUAGCCGGAAAAUUCAAUCUUUGAUCCAAGGAAAUGGGGUUUUCAAGGAAGCCAAAGGUGGACGACGGCUUAGAAUCCGAAGGCCAAAAAUGGGUCUUGGCCAUGAUUUCCAUACGAGCUCCAUUGAAGCCCAUAUACACAAAAUCAAGUGACCCUCCAUUGAAAAAAGAUAACGAUGAAGAUGAAGAAUCAUCGACUCCGACCGGAGAAGAAGCCAGGAUUCGGACUCUAUUCAACUCUCCACCGCCUGCUCCGAGGAAGCCAAAAGCUUCGUUCAAGUGUAAUAAUAAUAACUAUGGAAGAACAGGAGUGAGAGAGUUCUUCACUCCCCCAGAUUUGGAGACUGUGUUUAUAAGGGAAAGGGCUAGUUAAUUUACUUUCUCUUACCCUUCCUCUUUAAUUUAUCUGUUUUAGGCUACUUUGUAGUGACGAUCAUUUGAAGUUCGUGUACAUAAAUAACAUGGAAAUCUUUAGCUUCUUUUAUUUUGCUGUCAAGUUUCUAUAUAUAGUAUAGUUCUUUUUUCUGGAAUCUGUAUUGAAUCUAUCAGCAAUCAGAGCUGCAACUUUAAUGGAGAAAAUUCUAAAUC